AUCUUCUUCAACUCUAUGUCUUCACAAGGAGACUGCGCGCGAAACCCGCUCAAUCAAAGCUAAGAUGCGCACCCACCAAAGCUACGAAGCUAAAAUGCGCCUUUUCCUUCAUAUAUGUACUCUGUAUAUUGUUUCUUCCAUUGUCUGUUUGUCUGUGUUGCUUCCUUUCUAGUACUUUGCGUUUUCAAGUCACAGACGCAGGCUUGUCUUGUCUCUGUUGAGUGUCCUGAAAUAAUUGUUAGGCAAAGAGGAGAGAAAGGGAGAGAAAAUUCAAGAAACCCAAGGAAAAAAAAAGUGGAGAUGGAGGAGGAAGAACAGUAUAAGAAUGGAGUGUUGGGUGGUGGGUUAGGUGUCAAAGUGAUGACCGAUGAGCAAAUGGAGAUGCUGAGGAAACAGAUCUCUGUUUAUGCUACCAUCUGCGAGAGUCUUGUUCAGCUUCACAAGACCAUCUCCGCUCAACAAGAUUUUGCUGGGAUGCGAUCGGCCAAUCUUUACAGUGACCCAUUUUUAUCAUAUGCCUUCCACAAGGUUCCUUCCAGGCAGAGAUGGGCACCCAAGCCAGCGCAGCUUGAAAUCCUUGAGAGUAUGUUUGAGCAAAGCAAUACAACUCCAGACAGGCAGAGAAUCAGAGAAAUUACUAUUCAACUGGCUGAGCAUGGUCCAAUUUCUGAAACAAAUGUCUAUAAUUGGUUCCAGAACAGAAGAGCUCGUUCCAAAAGAAAACAAGCAGCUCUACCCCCAAUACCUAAUCAUCAUGACUCAGCUAAAGACAAGGAGACCAAACCUGAUGAAACCCAAGUGGAUGAAAACUUAGCAAUAAUGCUCAAUCAUAUGUACUUCCAGAGUCCUGACAUAGGAGGGAUUGAUCAGUUGAUUGGCCAUACUGAAUACCCAUUGAGCUACAGUUCUUGCUUGCAGGUGGAGCAACAUGAUUUGAGUGGAUGAUGGUUGAUGAAGAUUGUAGGGAAAACAAUUAUAUGACCAAAGAUUAACAUAUACUAGAAGAGUUUCUUAUAUAGAAGAGACAUGUUUAUUAUGUUGGUAGGCUUCUUAGGCCUUGGAUCUAUUGAUUCUGGCAUGUAAGAUCCUUAAUCUUGACAGCCUAAUUCUAAUUGAAAUCUCUUGCUUACAAAUUUUCUUUCA
Manihot esculenta (cassava) is the source of this 1143-nucleotide messenger RNA. Its product is annotated as WUSCHEL-related homeobox 14. NCBI's taxonomy places the organism in Eukaryota, Viridiplantae, Streptophyta, Magnoliopsida, Malpighiales, Euphorbiaceae. The coding region runs from base 115 to 945 and encodes 276 amino acids. Gene Ontology annotation, molecular function: DNA binding; DNA-binding transcription factor activity. The transcript has 3 exons. The record is from RefSeq and is a predicted model, not a curated record.